AUUCUUGCGCUCCAAACCGUGCCUAGCUGGAUGAACACUAUAAGUUUGUGCAAAUGAAUAUGUGGUUCCCUCUUCAGUUUGGGGGUUUAAGUAGUUAGUCUGUACUCCAUCCGUUUCAAAAUAUUUGAAAUUCUAGAUUUGUCCUAGUUCUAUAGAAAAAUGUACCAACGUGUACAACAUCAAUCAAGUCUUAUUAGAUUCACUAUAAAAUACAUGCUCAUACUGUACACGGUUGAUUGAUGUCGUAGAUGCUGAUAUAACUUUCUAUAAACUGUGUUAAACUCAAAAUGUUCAAACAUUUUGAAAUGCAUGGAGUACAUGUAUGUAAAUGUUGAAGAGAAAAUGCUGUAUUUGGGGGGGUGGUUUCGGUAGGAAAAAGUCGUUCCUAUAGCGGUUGGUUGGUUGGUUGGUUGGUUAGCCACACGCGAGUCGUUUGGAGACUGGCCGAAACCGCAUCAUCACGGGCGUCUUCCACGCGCGCGCCGGCGAGAAUGGCGCGGCAGGGCAGGCUGGUCCUCCUCGCCGGCGUCCUGCUCCUCCUGUGCGGCGGGACGGCGCUGGGGGCGAAGCGGGCGGCGAUCCCGGACGACCUCCGCGACGUGGUGGACGACGAGGAGGACGAGGAGUGGCGGCAUUGGGGCGCCGGCUCCGGGGCGCGGGACGUCCCCGAGCGGCCGCCGCCGGACCUGUCGCGGAUGGACCCCGCGGCGCUCCGGGCCGAGAUCCUCCGCGGGCACGGCGGGCCCUCGCUCGGCUUCGUGAAGCUCCGGCCCGGCGUGCGGCGGUCCCGGGAGGAGGUGGCGGGGGUCGCGACGCGGUGGAGCAACGUGCUGCGGACCGGGUCGGUGGCGGCCAAGUUCGUCGCCGUCGACUUCGGCACGCUCAUGUUCACCAUGGAGAGAGGGCGGGACAUGCGCGAGUUGAAGGAGUUCAUCUUGGGGCAGGCAGAGGCAUACGAGUUCAAGGUCGGGGACCAGAUCUUCCGGAGGCCCGGAGACCCACCCCUGGACCAGGUUAUCGACAUGCUACGGAAACAGAAGAAGAAGGAAGAUGAACUGUAACUAGCUAGACUUAUGUCCAUACAUAUAUACGUAGUACUUAUUUCUCCUGCAGUUUUGCUUUCGUAGAUUAUUUAUUUCCCCUGCAGCAGUUUUAAACUCAGUGAGUAGAAGCUAGCUAGCGGUGAAUAAGUAAGUGCCGGAUGCUGCCAGUAAUAUUUUUUCAGAAGUCAACACGAUCAUCACAAGGACGUGGCCGUCUUGCCGCGGAGAUA
This is a messenger RNA of Hordeum vulgare subsp. vulgare (domesticated barley), 1273 nucleotides long. RefSeq lists its product as uncharacterized. The transcript has 2 exons. Bases 492 to 1061 code for a protein of 189 amino acids. The record is from RefSeq and is a predicted model, not a curated record. Lineage: Eukaryota; Viridiplantae; Streptophyta; Magnoliopsida; Poales; Poaceae.